Striga asiatica is the source of this 621-nucleotide messenger RNA. NCBI's taxonomy places the organism in Eukaryota, Viridiplantae, Streptophyta, Magnoliopsida, Lamiales, Orobanchaceae. The record is from the annotation of a GenBank genome assembly.
AUGGAUUACGUCACCGUCUUCCCCCUCAAUAUCCACAUCACAAUCAACCCUCUUAAAACCCUCGGUCGAGUUAAACAACACCGUCACCGACCCGCAGAAAGCCUUCAGCUUCCGGUGGAUUUUGAAAACCCCAACCUUCAUCCUAAUCUUAGCCCUAAUUUUCAGGUCCACCUGGAUCUGCCCCGCCGCCCGCUCCAUCCUCAGGCCCUUUGCCACCGACCCGUGCACCGCCGCGUCCUUCGGCGUCAGGUACAGAUCCAGAUGAGUCACGCUCCGCCUGGGCUGGUAGAACGGGUGCACGUCGUUCGUGGACAGCACUCGGUCCUGAUACAACACAGUUGCGUCGAUUUUGUCGUAGUACAGGGAAAUCCUCCGAUUGGGGUUGUUCGCGCGGAGGACGAAUUGGAAGUUGGCGUUCAGGAGGUCGUUUCUGGUCAACCUGAGAUUGAGCCCUUUCCGAUUGUGUAUCUCAGCUUCCUGGGCUGCACGACCAGCCAGGCAAUGAGGACAGCGAGCCCGACGAGUACAAUAAGGGAGAGUAAGGCGCCCAAUAUCGGCCGGAUCAGGGGCGAGUGGCGUGGACGCGCCGCCGGCCUGGGAGCGGAUGUUGUUGGUGGCAUG